This is a messenger RNA of Heterostelium album PN500, 522 nucleotides long. RefSeq names its product ENY2 family protein. Gene Ontology annotation, molecular function: chromatin binding; transcription coactivator activity. The record is from RefSeq and is a predicted model, not a curated record. Gene Ontology annotation, cellular component: SAGA complex; DUBm complex; nuclear pore. The transcript has 4 exons. Bases 1 to 522 code for a protein of 173 amino acids. Gene Ontology annotation, biological process: regulation of transcription by RNA polymerase II; poly(A)+ mRNA export from nucleus; positive regulation of DNA-templated transcription. Lineage: Eukaryota; Evosea; Eumycetozoa; Acytosteliales; Acytosteliaceae.
AUGUUCAGUCUUUAUAAUCAUUUUAAGAAACAACAACAACAACAACGACAAUCAACAACAAAUAAUCAAUCAAUCAAUCAAUCGAUCCAUCCACAAACUAUCAAUCAAUUAAUCAAUAUAUCAAUCAGUUUAUUGCUAUCUACAUACACUCUACAAAAAACAGCAACAACAACAACAACAACAACAACAACAACAACAAAUAAAGAAAUAGUUAAACUUUAUUUGUUAUUGUUAUUAUCGACUAUACACCAGAAACUAAUUGAAUCCGGUGAGAAAGAACGACUAAAGAUUCUGCUACGUAAUAAACUGGUAGAGGCCGGCUGGCGUGACGAAGUUAAAACCUACUGUAGAGAUUAUAUAAAGAACAACGGUGGUGAGAAUCUGAGUAUAGAGGAAUUGAUUCAACAUAUUACACCAGUUGCAAAGAUACCACCACAAGUGAAACAAGAUUUAGUCAAGAGAAUCCGAAAGUUUCUUGGCCCUAAUAAUACUGGAAUUCCAGCGACACUUCCACCUCACUAA